AUGGAUCGCACUUCGAUCGAUGGGAGGCGAAGGACCAAGUCUGCGACUCCAUCUGCGAAACACCCACGCAAGGCAGAGACUCCAGUCAAGCUCCGGCCGGCCUCGCCUCCAAAGAGCAACCCAUGGAGCGUAGCGAACAAGAGAGCGGCUAAGCCUGCCGCAGACAAGUUUCCACCUCUCCCGAAGCCGCAGAUGGCUCUGUCUUCUGUCGCGACGUCCACGACGGGGAGAUCCCGGAAAUCCUCAACAUCGUCAUUCGAGCCACAGUCUAGGGACGAAGUAGCGCUGGUAGCUGCACCUGGAUCCCCCUCCUCCAACACGUCUAGCACGUCUCGGCUCAUCCUUGAAGCAGCCGCCUCCAGAGCGACAGCCAAUCUCUGGAAGUCUCCUUUUGGAGCCGAUGUGGUUGUACGUGCUGGAACCAUGGAGUUUCGAGUCCAUCGCAACAUUGUGACACCUGAGUCUGGCUGGUUCCAUGACCACUUGCCACCGCCUAACACGGAUGGUACACCAGUCGAGAUUCAUAUGGAUCUUGCUCCCGAAGCAAUUGGACAUUGCUUGCGAUUCAUCUACACAAGGGAGAUCGAAAUCUGCGAAUACAACCAUGAGGAUCCUUGGAAGACGAUCCACCUCCCUCGAUGUGUACUGGGGUAUUGCGCAGCAGUCAAUCUGCGAGUGCCAAAAAUGAUCAGCUACCUUCUUCGAAUCGUCGAGGACACAUCGGUCCAGCUUGGAAGAGUGGUCAGGGCUGAGUAUCUCCACCGACCCCUGGGAUGCUCCGAAUGGAACCAGUUUUCAUGGUACUACCAAGCCGCACUGGAUAUCCUCGCCUGGGAGCGGUCCAAGAAGCUUAUGAGGCCCAUGCGACUGGCCCUGGCGAGCGUACUCGAUGCCGUCCUCUUUUGGUUGAUGCGACAGCCCUUGUUUGUCAGUGUUCUUCAGACAACGUGGCAUAAAGUCUUGCGGGCCAGCGUGAUGGAUAUUGCUGAGUACCGGCAGCUCACGAGAGAUGCCAACCCCUUCACCAACAGUGCCCUGCCUGAUGAGGUGGCACUCAGAAAGAUGCUCGACGAGGUGGAAGAGGAAAGGAAGCAAUUUAAGAAACAGGCCAAGAAGAGACGAGUCUUCACAGAGAACGGCUUGAUGUUGGCUUCAGGAGCUGAACUGGAGGGAAUUCGAGGUAGACGUGGUUCUCUGUGA
This is a messenger RNA of Fusarium keratoplasticum, 1200 nucleotides long. Its product is annotated as BTB domain-containing protein. The transcript is spliced from 4 exons. Bases 1 to 1200 code for a protein of 399 amino acids. The record is from RefSeq and is a predicted model, not a curated record. Gene Ontology annotation, molecular function: protein binding. Lineage: Eukaryota; Fungi; Ascomycota; Sordariomycetes; Hypocreales; Nectriaceae.